AAAGCUGGUGUGAGAGAGAGAAGUUGGGAGAAGGAGCAAUGGCACAUCCCAUGCGUGACUACAUUCGGAGAGAUCGACGGCGUUCGAGGAAACGUGAUCGUGAUUCAUGAAUGUUUCGCCGAAGCGUAGCCGCCGGUAGUACACACGCUCGGCCCGUCCAAGUCGCCCAAGCUGUAAAACUGCAAUCGACGUAAUCGGGCAUCAUGCCUUCAGCUGGCCGCGUCCAUACCAAAACCGCCAAAACAACGAAAUCUUCGUUUCGCUCUGAGCUACGAAACCUGUUGGCUACUGCCGUGAGGCUCAACGUACCGCCUAGCGCCGUCGACGAAUGUCUCCGAGAGCUGUUCUUGAAACGACCGUCAACAACAUGCGCGAGCACUUCGGCAACAAGUGUCUCCGCGCGCGUCACAAACAUCCUCGUGUGGUGCACAGUUCUCGUACUAUCCCUUAGACUGGUCCUUCUCAUUGGCUUCGACGACAUGACUAUAUACCAAUUAUACGACAGGCUCACGUACCCAGCGCUUCGAACUGCUCGGUUACUCGCCUUGCCAUUGCUGAACCAGUUUCCAUCGCUGGCACAAUACCAUGGUAGAAAAUGUCUGGUUCAAAAUCCAUUCUUCAAUCCAAUGAACGAAUCGGAAUGCUGGCCUUGCGAGAAUUUCAAGUCGAUUGUCGACUUGACCGGUCAUUCCGACACUGCCGAAGACUACGUUUGGAGCCUUAUGCCCUUCGUCGUAAAGGAUGCCCUGAAGGUCAACGUCAGUGGGGAGCACGUGCACCAAUUUUUAAAGGCCCAUCUUGAACUAACGAGUGAUACAUCUGCCGAGUUCUAUUCGACUCUUCGUGGUAUAAGGGAGCCCCGCCAUUUGCUGGAGUUGCAGGAAUGGCAAAAGGUGGACGACCAAUAUUUUCAUAUCUCAUGGGCGCUGGCAUCACCUCCGGCAGCACGCAUUCUCAGGAAGGUCUUUAACAGGCCCUACUUCGUGCAAAACGUCUCCGAGGUCUCCCUGCAGAGGUUCCUGUUGUUCGACGGUCCUGACGCACCAAGUUACUAUCUGCCUGAAACAGACUUCUCAAGUUCCUGGCUCGUGCAAGUAGAGGGCAGCCGGCUUGUGGUGCUUGAACCGUCGGAACUUUGCAUCCGUAGCUGUCGUCAGGUGUCGGUGCUUUUGAAGCCCAACGAUGUGUUGCAUUUCAGCAGUACGAUCUCCAAGGCAAGGUCGGUGCCCGCUCACAUUGGAGAUGAGCCAAGCAUCACCUAUCUAGGCUCUUUCUACUGAAGCCAAUUCUGUAUUUCUCUCGUUCCUUGCAAACGGUAUGACACUCAAAGUGCUCAGGUUGACUAUAGUCGGUUAAAACCUAGGAAAAAAUGUCAGCUCUGCACACAGCCAUAGCUGUCCCUCCCGCAUAGAAUUUCCAGAAAUGCUUCAUCCAAUGGUGCUCACUCAGUUUUGCGACGUCAAGCACAUCUGAUAGUUGACUUUCCCAUACAGAGACAUGUUUGUGUAGCUGGUGUUAGGUUGGAAACUUGAACGUCCUGGUAAAUUUUGUCAGGUAUUCCAACAUCACUGCUCGGCAAAACAUAAUGUUUUAGGUAAUAAUGACAAACCUUCAACUCUUCAUAUGCGUAGUGUUUAUGUUAGCCGAGAAAAAAAUACGGUUCGAGCAGGCACCAGCUAGCACGACUGUCUUUCACAGGUGGAGAACAGGCACGCCACAGUUCUGUGGGCAGAGCUUACAUUUUUUUCUUACAUUGUAACCGACUAAAGGUCACAGAAUGCAGAUCUGUUGACCUGCUGUGCAGAUUUUAGCAUUGUUUAAUGUAGAAUGGUUCCUUCAGAAUAGCAUUUACUUUACCUUUUCAACAGUACAACACUUUUUAGUUGUGCGUUCAGGUGCACCAAUGUACGGUGUUGCACAUUGCAUUACCAUACAUGCCAGCUGCCAGCCGUUGCGCUGCUGUACAAUGAGGGUGCAGGUUUGAUUCCCAGCCCCGGCGGUGACAUUUAGAUGGAGCGAAAAUGCAAAGAACACCCGUGUACUUAGAUUUAGUUGCACGUUAAAGAAACCUAUGUGGUCUGAAUUAUAUGCAGUCCCCUUAUACAGCAAGCCUCAUAAAUCACAUUGUGGUUUUGUCAUGGGAAACCCCAGGUUAAUUUUUUUUUUACCAGCCACACCUGCCAAAUAACUGGCAAAUAUCAAAAUUUGCAAAGUCCUCUGCACACGACAAUGAUGAGGGUAGGGGUGGCUGUGCAUUUCUUUUUACCUUUACAAACAAAACACAAAUAGCACUAAACUUGGCACAGCAAAUAUUGGCGAGCAACACACCAUUUUGAGAUUACAGUGAAUUUCUGACCGACUCUGGCAUAGUCAAUUUCACCAGCGUCAAGAACUUGUCCACGUAAACUUGUGUGAGGAAAGUGCCCCUUUCGCACUGUUUUACCAUUGGAAAACAUCCACUGAAAAGUUUGGGGACAGACAAGCAAAACUGUUGUGAAUAGAAGCUAUUUUUGGUAAUACAUGGCACAACAUUCAUAAAAAUGGUAAAGCAUGGCGAAAUCCUUUAGGUUAUGGAGAAUUCAGAAGAAUCGGCAGGCAUGGUGUAACUCUGUGGUGUUCUGGCAGGUUGGGCACUCCAUUUUUAAUUA
This is a messenger RNA of Rhipicephalus sanguineus (brown dog tick), 2648 nucleotides long. RefSeq lists its product as uncharacterized. The transcript is spliced from 6 exons. The coding region runs from base 204 to 1280 and encodes 358 amino acids. The record is from RefSeq and is a predicted model, not a curated record. Lineage: Eukaryota; Metazoa; Arthropoda; Arachnida; Ixodida; Ixodidae.